Pipistrellus nathusii (Nathusius's pipistrelle) is the source of this 1230-nucleotide messenger RNA. NCBI's taxonomy places the organism in Eukaryota, Metazoa, Chordata, Mammalia, Chiroptera, Vespertilionidae. The record is from the annotation of a GenBank genome assembly.
AUGGCGGCUCCCGUGUGGCGGCGGUGCCUGAGGCGGCUGCGUGAGGUCGCGCCCUGGCGGAGCAGCCUCCAUCACCGUGGAAACACUGCCCUGAGCCACUUCCCACAGCCCUUCUGGAAGCCGCCCCUCAGAGCCUUCUCGAAAAAUGCCAGACAAGUGCACACUGCUCCUGCACGAGCCUUGUUCCGGUUGCGCCCCCUGCCCAUUCUGGUUUUGACUGGCGGCGGCGGGUACGCGGGUUACCGGCAGUAUGAGAAGUAUAGGGAGCAAGAGCUGGAGAAGCUGGGAUUGGAGAUUCCGCCCAAACUCGCAGGUCCCUGGGAGGUGGCGUUGUACAAGUCGGUGCCCACGCGCUUGCUGUCGCGGGCCUGGGGUCGCCUUAACCAGGUGGAGCUGCCGCACUGGCUGCGCAGGCCCGUCUACAGCCUGUACAUCUGGACCUUCGGGGUGAACAUGAAGGAGGCGGCCGUGGAGGACCUGCACCACUACCGCAACCUCAGCGAGUUCUUCCGGCGCAAGCUGAAGCCGCAGGCCCGGCCCGUGUGCGGCCUGCACAGCGUGAUCAGCCCGUCAGAUGGGAAGAUCAUCAACUUCGGGCAGGUGAAGAACUCGGAGGUGGAGCAGGUGAAGGGCGUCACCUACUCGCUGGAGUCGUUCCUGGGCCCGCGCACCUCCGUGGAGGACCUGCCCUUCCCACCAGCCGCCUCCCACUCCUUCCGGAGCCAGCUGGUCACCCGAGAAGGGAACGAGCUCUACCACUGCGUCAUCUACCUGGCCCCCGGGGACUACCACUGCUUCCACUCGCCCACCGACUGGACCGUGUCCCACCGGCGCCACUUCCCAGGCUCCCUGAUGUCCGUGAACCCUGGCAUGGCCCGCUGGAUCAAAGAGCUCUUCUGCCACAACGAGCGGGUGGUCCUGACCGGGGACUGGAAACACGGCUUCUUCUCGCUGACAGCCGUGGGGGCCACCAACGUGGGCUCCAUCCGCAUCUACUUUGACCGGGACCUGCACACCAACAGCCCGCGGUACAGCAAGGGCUCCUACAACGACUUCAGCUUCGUGACCCAGGCCAACAGGGAGGGCAUCCCCAUGCGCAAGGGCGAGCACCUGGGCGAGUUCAACCUGGGCUCCACCAUCGUGCUCAUCUUCGAGGCCCCCAAGGACUUCGACUUCAAGCUGAAAGCGGGACAGAAAAUCCGGUUUGGGGAGGCCCUGGGCUCCCUCUAG